UACUUUGGAAUGUUUAAAUAUGGCGGACAUUAUCAAAAGUGUUGGGUAAAUAAAAAAAAAUAAGUUGAUUAAGCUGAUCAUAGUCUUAUGCAUGAACAGUACGAGACCUUAACAUGGAUCCUACAUAUACUGAAGCUGUUGCAGCAUCUCUUGUUCGAGAAUUUUUAAGCAGAAAGGGCCUGAAGUGUACACUGCAAAUGCUGGACCAAGAAAUGCCAAGGGGAAAUAAUGCCAUAAGUAACAGACAAUUGCUGAUGAAAGAACUUCAUAUUGAGAAGCUGAUGAAGAAAAACAAGGAAAUGUUGGAGCCCUUAAGAACAAUGUUAGAAAUUAUAACCAAAUAUUUUCUGGAGAUGACCAAACCAAGUGACGUGCCUAUGAUGUCAUCGUCCCAGGAUUCCCGGCCAGUGUCUUCCUCCCAGUCGUCGCGGUCCAGUGAUCCUAAUGAUUUGAUAAGUCCCGCUGCUGAUAGGCCUACUUCCUCUGGUUACGGCUCUGCCAAGUCUAAGACAAGUGUGCGUAAUGGUAACCAGGACCUGAUUAUUGAUGACGAUGUUGAGGGUGAGACUGUCCUGGGGGGAGGGAAGGCGGGGCUGAUGGAUAAAGAGGAAACCAAUGACUAUCUUCCCACCCCACAGAGGCUCCAGGCUAGACCGGUCAGUGCCAAGAGGAAAGGGCUAUCUGGACCAAUCACCAGCAACUUAGAGGACUCAGGAAGAAACAGAAAACUAAACAAACCUCGACCUUUGACCUCAGGGUCUCGCAAAAUUCUCCUUGAUUCCACAGAAACAACCCCUGAACCUAGGCGGACCUCAUUAAAUGAAGACAGACUUUCCGGCCUGACUUUGGGUCAGGGAACAGGAAGUGGCAUUGGGCGUGACAGGAAGUCUUCAAUACAGGAUGUGUUGGAUGUCAAGGAAACGAAAUCAACAAAACAGAAAUCUGUCUCUGGGCGACGUCAAUUGUCCAUGGAGGAUGAUUUACCUGGGGACUACAGUGUAGAUAAAUCCAGUAUUGCGAACAGACCCCCAACCAGAGGGAGUCAACGCAUAGAAAAAUCACCUUCCAGCAACUCUCUUUCAUCAAAAGCCUCUACAAAAGUGGGAGAUGUAGAAUUUGGUGAUUGUGAUGACCUUGACUCAGAUCUAGCUGACCUUGACCUCGGUCCAAAGCUCUCUGUUGGUCGAACAGUUCAGAACUUGAUAGAUGCUAGACCAAUCACCCUGCAGACAGCAAUAAACCUAAAGUCUUUGAUAUUUGGGUCAGCAAAUCAGUGUUUUAAUGAUGAAUGGAAGUAUCAAGGUCUUGUGUUCUGUGACCUUCCCAAGCUUCAGUAUGGAAUUGUUCAGAGAAAGGGAGGGCCCUGUGGUGUUCUGGCAGCCAUCCAGGCCUACGUUCUACAAGAGUUACUGUUUGGUGAUUGUAAAAUACCACUCAAAAGAUUUGGAGACCCAACACAUGAAGAGAGAAGUCUAGCCCUAGCUACAGCUCUGUCCAAAAUAUUCUGGAGAGCAGGAGAACAAAAGACAGCUGUUGUGGCCAUAGGUUCAGGAAAGGCUGUGUUUCAGGGUGGAGCUCCAAAGUACAGAGCAGAUGAUCUGACAGAGACUCUGAUGUUGAACCACUUUAAGUCGUAUGAGGAUCUACUGAGCUUCAUGACACAAAACGUUCAUUAUUUCAUGACGGAUGGUAAAGGGGGUGUGAUACUGACCCUAUACUCUGCCAUCUUCUCACGAUACAUUGACCAGGUGAGGGAAGACAUGGAUGAACCUACAGGGAAACUGAUGGGAGCCCAUGGAUAUUGUACUCAGGACAUGGUUAAUUUAUAUUUAACUGGAAAAGCCACAUCUAAUGUGUUCAAUGACAAGAUAGAGCUGGACUCAGGAACAGGAAGUGAUGUCACAGUUCUGAAAGGGGUCACAGGGAGGUCAAAUAUAGGACUGCUGUCUCUGUUUGAACAUUACAAAUCUUGCCAGGUUGGCACAUACCUCAAAACUCCAAAAUACCCGAUCUGGGUUGUGUGCAGCGAGAGCCACUUCAGUGUUCUGUUCUCCAUCAAGAAGGAGCUGGUCAGCGAUUGGAAGGCAGAGAGACGGUUUGACCUAUAUUAUUAUGACGGCCUGGCCAGACAGCAGGAGGAAAUCAAACUAACCAUUGAUACAGUAGACAUGGGAUACCAAAAUGAAAAAUCUGAGGAUGAUCUUGUCCCUCCACUAGAAUUGUGCAUACGAACAAAGUGGUCUGGGGCAAACGUAGAUUGGAAUGGAAGUGAACCGCUCUUGUAACAGUACUUCUGAUUGGUGGAUCUUCUAAGCUUAGAUAUGCCAGUUUUAACUUGCAUAGCUAGAAAACCAAACUAGGAAAAAAUGAAUCAAAGAUAUAAGCCCAGAGACAACAGGGUGUGAACAGUUUUUGAUGCAGCAAGAAAUAUUUUGGAACAACUCUAGAAAGGAAAGUGACGUAGCAUACUGUUUUAAUUUAUUCCUUAUAGGCAGAGAAAUAAGGGAAUAUCUUACCUCUUCUAGGAAGAAAGAAUGGACUGAUACAUUCAUGAUGUGACUUGUAAAGGUGUAAAAUAUAAACAUUUCUUGUUAUACAAUUAAAUAAAAUGCUAGACAUUUUUUUUCUUCAAGAUCUUGUUUUUUGUGAACUUUUAUUUAAAAUGUUAAAAUUUAUUUCAAUUCUGCUGAUUGUAUUAUUUAUUUAUGAAAUUAUUUACAUUGUGUCUUUUGUAAAGAAACAUAUUUUGUGCCAAGUAUACAUGUAGAUGUUUACUUGUAUAUUCAAAUUGUGAUAUUGUAGUUAAAAAAGUUAAAUCUAGGGGGCGAGGUUAUAUUAUACAGUACUGUUGUGAAUCUUAAUGCUGCAGCUAAAAAUAUACUGUUUAUGUCAUUUUUGUCUACAAAACACCAAUGAUACAUUACUAUUUUUCCAUCCUUUGUGUGAAGUCAAAAGUUUACUAUAAUAUACUGUACCAUAAUUAUAUAUUAACUAUUCAUUUAGUUAUUUCUUGUGUCAGACCAGGCCUGGGGGCCAUAAAACUUAGACAAGCUCACUUUUGAUCUCAGUCA
Molecule: messenger RNA, 3071 nt
Organism: Saccostrea cuccullata (small rock oyster)
Lineage: Eukaryota; Metazoa; Mollusca; Bivalvia; Ostreida; Ostreidae
Product: probable ubiquitin carboxyl-terminal hydrolase MINDY-4
Exons: 16
Coding region: 114-2285 (723 amino acids)
Biological process (GO): protein K48-linked deubiquitination
Molecular function (GO): K48-linked deubiquitinase activity; cysteine-type deubiquitinase activity
Source: RefSeq, a predicted model, not a curated record